This is a messenger RNA of Cryphonectria parasitica EP155, 390 nucleotides long. RefSeq lists its product as uncharacterized. The annotation marks the transcript as partial. The transcript has 2 exons. The record is from RefSeq and is a predicted model, not a curated record. NCBI's taxonomy places the organism in Eukaryota, Fungi, Ascomycota, Sordariomycetes, Diaporthales, Cryphonectriaceae.
CGCCUUCAGCUUUCUUUGACUAUCGAUCUUCAGAAUUUCGAAAUUAUGCUUUGUUCUUUCUAUAUCUUAAAGAGGUUGGAGUGUAAGAUAAUAGAAGAUACUAAAAGGUAUUUCUGUUAUAUUUGCUGGGGUUGUUCCUGCAAUGGUUUCAGUAUUCCAGUGAAUGCUUUAUUUCGUAUUACUAUUAAACUUGAUUGCUUAGAUCGGGAGGAGUUGGAUGCGGAGGAAGUUCUUCUUAAGCUCCAGUUCAAAUUGGGCAAGGCAACGGCCCGUUUGGUGCGUUUGCGGAAACAGAAACGUUCCCUGCGUAAUCGUAGCGCGAAGAUAGUUAGUCAGGAUCUGCAUUCCCUGGAUGAGCUGGAGAAGAAGGAGCGUUGGGAGGAGGAUGCU